CCAAUGGUAACCGCCAUAAUCCUAUUCACAACAGAAAGAGGGGUGCUCUGUUAUUCGAAUCCUCUGGAAUGAAUUGAUUUAUCGAGUCUUGCAGAAUAAUUAGGACCACUAGAGAUGUUCCACCUUUGGGAGAGUAACAGGUCUUUGUGAACGCUCGUGGAUUUAUUUUGUAAUCAUGCCGUUCAUUUGAAAUGCGUUCGUUGGUAACAGAAGAAGGGAGAAAUCUCGGACAGGAAUUAGGCCGUCAAGGCGUGCGAUCGACGUUGGUCUACUUGUUCCUAUCGGUUAAUGGCCUGUAUGAUAGAAACAGCCCGAGUUUCUCCGUAUUGUUGGCCGGCUGUUGGUAGAACAUGCCAGAAGCCGGAAUUUGUGGAGGAAUUUGGAAUACAACGAGUUUCGGCUUCAGUAGACUUUGGACAUGUCUGCAAUUAACGGAAAUAGUUUUGAUCAUACUCCCGAAGCUUCGAGCGGCGAACAGGCGUUCGAGCAGAAGAUCGAGUCGGAUGAUACUGCAAUUGAUAUACUGCCUGAUAGCGCGUAUAUGUCAGGAUGGAAGUUCCAUAUUCUCACCUUUGGGUAAGUAUCUUACCCCAAAAGCGCAGUUGAUUGAUAACUGAGCUGGCUAUACUAGAUUAUGCCUGGCACUCUUUAUAGUGCAGAUGGAAUCGUCCAUCUUCAGUACUUCUAUAAUCGCUAUCACAAAUGAGCUUUCUGGGUACGGUAAAAGCUCAUGGGUCUUCACUGGGUUUCUUCUCACAUACAGUGGUAUUUAUCUCAUUCCUCCGCUAUAUGAGAUGUAUAUCUGACCACUUUUGUAAGGCUUGGUCAUCAUCUGGGCCAAACUCAGCGAUAUAUUCGGAAGGAAGACAUUAAUUCCUGUCUCGCUCUUCACCUUUAUUGUAUUCUCUGGGGCUUGUGGGGGUGCUCAGACACUUGUGCAACUGUUUGUAAACCACCUUUUUACUCUGAAUAGGCAUACUGACAGAUUCAAGUAUUAUAUUUAGAGCCUUUCAAAGUGUCGGUGGCUCCGGCGUCUUUUCAAUUAUUAUUGUAGUAUUCUUCGAGAUGGUGCCGCCUAGAAAGUUACCGCUGUACACUUCUUUUGUGGCUAUAGUGUUUACUUUCUCUGGCACCUUUGGUCCUUUAAUGGGCGGUGGGUAUCAGUGGUCAUACUACAUGGAGAUGGAUUUUUCUAAUCAAGUCAGUAAUGCGAAUCAGACCCUACCUGACUAGUUCAAUCUAACGAUAGCUAGUAUACCCGUGGGAAUUCUCUGCUUCAUUCUCUUCGUUGUUUUAUUACCAGCAAGAAUGCCUGGUCAACAUUCGUCAAGCUUGACGCCGGAUGGUCUCAGAAGCGUUUUCUCUCCAUCAUCCCUACGCCGAGUCGAUGUUCUCGGCUGUGUUCUGCUUCUCGGUGCUUGCAUGUUCAUAGUUACAGCGCUACAACAAGCAGCAGAAGGAUCCUCAUCUUCUGGCGGCACUGUUCUAACUCUGAUCGUAUUCUCCGUCGUCUUUUGGAUUAGCUUUGUUGUAUGGCAAUGGUAUAUAACCGAAAAAAGGACAUACCCAGAACCCGUAUUCCCCUGGCGUCUGUUUCAAAGUCGAGUUUACAUGGGAAUGAUUUUGUGAGUGUAAUCGCCUCGCGCCCCGGAAUCUUUACUGACGAGGCAAGAAAUGUCUCUUUUGCUGGAACAGUUUUGACAGUCCUAACAAUCCAGCUUGCCCAACGAUUUCAAACGGUGAACGGGGACUCGUCUAUGGCUGCAGGAGUUCGUUUACUAGCCUUCGGUCUCCUAGCACCGGCAGGCUCUGCCAUUUCAACGGCUGUGAUCGGUCGAACAAACAUACCUCCCAUCUAUCACAUAUUGCUAGGAAAUACUCUACAAGUUAUUGGACUUGUCGUCUUAUCGCGAGCCCCAACAACCUUGGCAAUCGCACCAUCUCAAUAUACCUGGCAAGUUGUCACGGGACUCGGUGUUGGAUUGUGCAACGCGCCAUUGAUUCUGUUAGUUAACAAUGCCACAAUAAGGCGAGAUCAAGGUACGUACAACUUCAGUACCUAGGUGGAGAAUUAGUCUAAUCGAUAACUGAUAGCUGUUGGAACCUCCGCAAUGACACAGUUUCGCGUCCUGGGCGGUAUUCUAGGUCUCUCAAUCGUGGUGAGUGCCAUGAGCAGAGUAAUUCAUUCGGAUCUCCUAGAAAUCCUUCCAGAAGGAACGGACAGCCGUCUUCUUCAAACUACUAAUGUUAUUGAAACAUUGCCUGAAAGCUCGAAAGACGCGGUACGGCAGAUCUUUGGCAAGGGUUAUAACCUCCAAAUGAAAAUUAUGAUUGGGUUUGCGGCUGCGGAGUUUCCUUCAACUGCUUUGAUGUGGAAGCGAAAGCCUAUGAUCAUUGACAAGAGAUGAUCGCUGUGUUGUAAUUAGAUGGAGGAUUCAAGGUUCAAUCUGUUUUGUAAUACUUUCCAACGUUCGGCACAUAGAACCAUAUUCCAUGGAAUCAUUCUAUUCUAUUCCACCUAGAAUCCUUCCGGAGCUUAUAUAAAAUGGAAAGAUUCCUUCUAUGAG
Messenger RNA from Hymenoscyphus albidus, 2567 nucleotides. Lineage: Eukaryota; Fungi; Ascomycota; Leotiomycetes; Helotiales; Helotiaceae. The record is from the annotation of a GenBank genome assembly.